This is a messenger RNA of Cebus imitator (Panamanian white-faced capuchin), 2234 nucleotides long. RefSeq names its product zinc finger protein 134-like. Lineage: Eukaryota; Metazoa; Chordata; Mammalia; Primates; Cebidae. Gene Ontology annotation, cellular component: nucleus. The transcript has 4 exons. The record is from RefSeq and is a predicted model, not a curated record. Gene Ontology annotation, molecular function: RNA polymerase II cis-regulatory region sequence-specific DNA binding; DNA-binding transcription activator activity, RNA polymerase II-specific. Gene Ontology annotation, biological process: regulation of transcription by RNA polymerase II. Bases 451 to 1647 code for a protein of 398 amino acids.
CCCUGCGAGCGGAAGCUCUCUGGGCGGGACUUCCGGCAUCUUCCUCGCCUCGGUAGUCUUGCAGGCUCUGAGAUAGAAGCAUUCGACUAGAAGCUUCGGGUUGUUGGGGGGUUUCCGAGGUGACGGAAACGGAAGCGGAAGCGGGAGGGUGGGGAGGAGGCGCUGUUCGCCCUGCAGAGUGGCUCGCCAGCGAAGACCCCGCCUCCGCCCCCCGGGGCCGGGUUAUAGCGGCCUACGAACCUAAUGGCGGCAGCCGCGGUGAUGGGCCUGGUGCAGGUCCUCUGGUGUCAAGGCUCAGCUAGAUGCAUUGCCGCCUCUGUUCCCUGUGUCCCUCAGCUCCUGCUGCCCUGAAGCCUUGCCAGGAAUGGUUUAGGGGUCAGGGGUCCUAAGGUCCUCUGUCGUUGCUGAACUGUAACGAGAGAGAACUCCAGGUGCCUAAAUGAAGAGGGCAUGACUCUAGUCACAGCAGGAGAGGCUUGGGCAAGCCCUGGUUGUUGGCAUGGAGUGAAGGAUGAAGAGGCAUCUUCUGAACAGAGCCAUACUAAUAUGUCACAUAUUAAUACUUCCAAGGCAGGUUCACCCACACAGGCGGCUCACUUUUGUGACAUAUGUUACCCUAUCUUGAAAGAUAUUUUGCACCUGGAUGAACACCAGGGUAAACACCAUGGACUAAAACUUCACACAUGUGAGGCUUGUGGGAGACAAUUUGGGUUCAGUGUAAACCUUCACCAGAACCAGCAGUGUUACAGUAUAGAGAAACCCUUAAGAAGAGAUGAAGGUGAGGCCUCAUUUGUGAAUAACUGCACAGUUAGCAAAGAACCUCACCCAUCAGAAAAGCCCUUUGCCUGUAAGGAGGAGCAGAAAAACUUCCAGGCUACUUUGGGUGCUUGCCAACAAAAGGCCACCCAAAGCAAGAGGAAGACACACAGAAGCACUCAGAAUAAGGAUGCAUUUCAUGGUGAACAAAUGCAUUACAAGUGCAGUGAAUGUGAGAAGGCUUUCCGCCGCAAAGACACACUGGUCCAACACCAGAGAAUCCAUAGUGGAGAGAAACCUUAUGAAUGCAAUGAAUGUGGAAAAGCCUUCUGCCGCAAAGCUACACUUGUCCAGCACCAGACAAUCCAUACUGGAGAAAGACCUUAUGAGUGCAGUGAAUGUCGAAAAACCUUCAGCCGCAAAGCUACACUUGUCCAGCACAAGAGAAUCCAUAGUGGAGAAAGGCCUUAUGAGUGCAGCGAAUGUGGAAAAACCUUCAGUCAAAAAGACAACCUUACUCAGCACAAGAGAAUCCACACUGGAGAAAUGCCUUAUAAGUGCAAUGAAUGUGGGAAAUAUUUUAGCCAUCACUCCAAUCUAAUUGUACACCAGAGAGUUCACACUGGAGCAAGGCCUUAUAAGUGCAGUGAUUGUGGGAAAGUCUUCAGACACCAAUCUACACUUGUUCAACAUGAGAGUAUUCACACUGAGUCAAAGCGUUUUGAGUGCAUUGAAUGUGGGAAAUUCUUUAGUCGAAGUUUUGAGUUUAUUGCACACCAGAGGGUUCACACUGGUGAAAGGCCUUUUGUAUGCAGUACAUGUGGGAAAGAUUUUAUCAGAACCUCCCACCUUGUUCGGCACCAAAGACUUCACACUGGAGAAAGGCAGUGAAUGUGGGAAGGCCUACCGCUUAAGCCUUCACCUCGAAUCGGUACCAGAAAGUUCACACGGCAGACAGGCUCUAGGACUGCUCUGAAUACAACAGAACUCAUCAGUCAGAUGUUGAACUUCAUAUAUCUGAACAUUGACUCAAGGGAGAUACCUUAUGGUGCCAGGUAUGUGGGAAGCUUCUAGGGAUGUGUUGCACUUUCUGACCUGCUCAGGUUUUUUGCCUGUCAGUGCCUGUGGCCAAAACCAUCUUAACUCUACCAGCUUACAUACCCCAGCAUCAGGGAAGGCAGGGUUUUAUAUUCUCCAGUCCCUGGAGAAAAUCAUGAAAUGCCUGAGUUCAUUGGGGGUCCUCAUUCCCUUCUGUGUGACAGGUAUAGAUAUGGACAUGACCCAUCAUUAGCCAAGAAGGUCUGAGCUAUAUCUGUUGGUGGCUUAUACAAAAGGUUUACUUUCUUCAUGGAUAGUCUUGGUCUCACAUACUUGUAAUGAACUUUUCCAGCCUCCAAGUCACCUGACCUGGGAAAGUACUUGCCUCAAGUUGCUCUGGUUUGCGAUAAUAAAGGCCUUACAGUUUAAGCCACUUUUAA